Messenger RNA from Ornithodoros turicata, 2609 nucleotides. Its product is annotated as bestrophin-4-like. The record is from RefSeq and is a predicted model, not a curated record. Gene Ontology annotation, molecular function: chloride channel activity. NCBI's taxonomy places the organism in Eukaryota, Metazoa, Arthropoda, Arachnida, Ixodida, Argasidae. The transcript has 10 exons. Bases 345 to 1973 code for a protein of 542 amino acids.
GCGAAAGCGCGCGCGCGUCGCAAGGAGCGCCCUCCGUAGGCGCUCGAACAACAUGCUCGUGGUGGCAACAGAGCCUAGACAGACUCGGAGGAGGUCGUACGCGCGCGCGCUCUGUCACCUCUUGGCACCCGUAUAAUCGUCACCACGCUUCGACGAGUGUCAUCAACGACAUUCAUCCCCACUCGAUCCUCCGUCAAGCUUCGGAGGACACCUUCUUGGAAUGCCACCAACGACACAUAUAUCCAUGCAAUGGUGGAACAACUUUGAAAGAGUGAGCUAGACAGACGUGUGCGGAGCAGCGUGCGAGUGAAAGGCAGAGUGAGGUGAGAGAGAGAGAAGGCAAGAUGACCAUCACCUAUUCCCUCAACGUUUCGGAGGCCCGCCUCUGCGGAUUCGCCAAACUCCUCCUGCGCUGGAGGGGAAGCAUCUACAAGCUCCUCUACAGGGAGAUGGUCAUCUUCUGUGGACUGUACUUCUCCCUGAGCACCAUCUACCGUUACAUGCUGGACGACGACCAGAAAAUCAUAUUCGAAAGCCUGGCCAAGUACUGCGAGAGAUUCACCGACCUCAUCCCGUUGUCCUUUGUGCUGGGAUUUUACGUGUCCAUCGUCGUGGGACGCUGGUGGCAGCAGUACCUCAGCGUACCAUGGCCCGACAAGACGGUCAUGGCUAUAGCUGCCUACGUCAACGGAACGGACGAGCGGGGCCGGGUGAUUCGCCGCACGCUCGCAAGGUACCUCUCCCUCCUGUCGGCUCUCACCUUCCAGGCCGUCAGCACGGCCGUCAAGAAAAGGUUCCCCACGUUGGAUCACAUGGAGGAAGCUGGUCUGAUGACGAAAGAGGAGCGUCGCGUGUACGACAUGAUCCCUGUGUCGCACGGCAAGUGGUGGGUUCCAGCCCAAUGGUUCGUGGCGCUGGCCGUGCGGGCCCGCAAGGAAGGCCGCAUCAAGGAUGAUAUCCUACUCAAGAACCUCUUGGAGGUGAUGCACGAGUACAGAGGCUGUUGUGGGAUGCUCUUCAGCUACGACUGGAUCAGCAUUCCGCUGGUGUACACUCAAGUAGUGACCCUGGCUAUCUACACCUACUUCCUGGCCACUGUCAUGGGCCGUCAGUACCUGAAGCCCUCCAAUAAUCAGGACAUUGAUCUCUACAUCCCCAUCUUUACAAUUUUGCAGUUCUUCUUCUACAUGGGGUGGCUUAAGGUGGCUGAACAGCUGAUCAAUCCCUUCGGCGAAGACGACGACGACUUUGAACUCAACUGGUGCUUAGACAGAAACCUUCAGGUGUCGUUUCAGAUUGUGGACGACAUGCACCAACGGCAUCCGCGACUGGUCCGAGACAUCUACUGGGAUGAGGCAGAGCCACAGCUGCCCUACACGAAAUCAUCCGUGAACCUGCGCACCCAGCCCCACUUGGGAUCCGCGAUGACCCUCGAUGUCGACCCAGAAGAGGCAGAGUUUGUUCCCAUGGAAACCAUCCUGGAGGAAGACCACGAUGACAACAAGUAUAACAGCCCCCCAACGUCCCCCUCCGCGGACAUUGGUUCGCCGGGGUUGCCCGGGGUCUGGGAACACUACAACCGCCACAACGCCAUGGCAGACAACAUCUCUCAGACAGGGGUGCGCAUCCUCGGCACGGGCAGCCGCAUCCUCAACAUGAUCAUGGGCAACAGCACUGAGAGCAUUGCUCCGCGCAAGGAGUCCCACCAGAACCUGGUCCCAAACUUUGUACUUCGCACGCCUGCCCGCCAACCACGCACUGCUUCCCAGGCUGAGGGACUCAACCACGAGGAGCAGGAAACGGCCGCGGGGGAGGAACACAAGACCCUCCUCCAGGAUGCUGUUGCUGUCGAUGUGCCCGAAGAAGCAAUCAAGGAGGAAGAAGAACCUUCUCCCUACGAACCCAACGCCUCGACCGAAAGCCUGGCCGAGAACAGUCAGUGCGACAGCUAUUCCGAGCUCCUCCCGAAGUAGGCGACUGCUCGUGAUCGCUACGGACACAUUUUUUGCGUCACGAGGGGGAAAAUCUCUGGGAAAAUCUCGGUGAAACUCUCGCCAACAAGGGUGCGUUGUCAGACACUCGAUUUUUCUUUGUAUCCGGUGAUUGGCGACCACCGCCUGUGAUGUUUUUGGUUUCUUUACAACCAAGGGCAUACGUCAUACCGUGGCUGCAGUAUUUGUGGCCUUUUUUUGACGGAGGCGCCAGCAUAAAUGACGGAUGCUGAGCGUAAAGUGAUCUGCCAAUAGUUUUACAAAGCCGACAUGGUGUCACACGUUGUUUCUAAAAUGCUCUCUAGCGUGGAGAGGUAACAAUUAGCUCUCCACGAAAUUUUGCUCGGUCGGAACGAGAUCGUACCUACGAGGUGACAAGUCGUAGUUGUGAACAACGGAGGAAGACGACUCGACAAAAAGAACUGCGGGUUUCACUACGUCCGAUCGCCGGUUGUGCUAAUCUAGCUGCCAGCUAUGCAAGCUUACGAAGUCAAAAGCUGGCUUAAGCUUAUCCUUGUACUUUACUUAACACACAGUAAGUCAAACUGUUUCUUGUGUGGUGUACCGAAGAGAACUCAAGUCACGUGUUUACAAUGUAAACGGUAAUUUUCAUCGUCA